Didymodactylos carnosus is the source of this 1413-nucleotide messenger RNA. NCBI's taxonomy places the organism in Eukaryota, Metazoa, Rotifera, Eurotatoria, Philodinida, Philodinidae. The record is from the annotation of a GenBank genome assembly.
AUGUCCUGUCCAUAUGCACGAUUUAUCGAACAUGAUCUAACUCCACCGCCGACAAAUGAAUCAAAUUCCACAGUUUCAUCAAAAUUAACUCUCAAUGGUACAACAGCAACCAAUGAUGCCUUAACUGAAAUAUUAUCAUUAACUGGUUAUGAUAAUCGGGCAACAAAACCCGAAUUAAAACGUUUACCAUCAAGUGAUGAAUUAGUGACAUAUCACAAUUAUUUACAACUGGAAAAGAUAUUAGAUGCACAAACACUAUUAAGUGCUAAACAUGAUAUUAAUAAAUCAGCCGUGCAUGAUGAACAUUUAUUUAUCAUAAUACAUCAAGCAUUUGAAUUAUGGUUUAAACAAAUUAUCUAUGAAAUUGAUUCUAUUCGUGAAAUAUUUGAUAAAGAAACAGUGGAUGAAUCGCAUAUGUUUGUGAUUGUUAACCGUUUGAAUCGUUGUGUUCAAAUAUGGCAUUUAUUAGUAGAUCAAAUUGGUAUUUUGGAAACAAUGACACCAUUGGACUUUAUGGAAUUUCGUUCAUAUUUAUCACCGGCAAGUGGUUUUCAAAGUUUACAAUUUCGUUUAAUUGAAAAUAAAUUUGGUUUAACUGAUAAUUCACGAAUACAAUAUAAUAAUAGUCAUUAUACAAAUAUAUUCCCCAGUGGACACGAUAGAAAUGAAUUACAAAAUUCCGUAGAUGAACCAACAUUAUUACAAUUGAUUGAAAGAUGGCUUGAGAGAACACCAGGACUCGAAGAUAAGACAUUCAACUUUUGGGAAUCUUAUAAACGAUCGGUCGGAGAAUAUUUCAAAUUUUUACAAACAAAUGCAGAAGAUGAACCAAAUCCUACGGCAAGAGAGUCGUCACUGGAAGAUGCUAAAAAGACAGCUGAUAUAUUUCGUUCGAUAUUUGAUGAAAAAUUUCAUAAUCAACUUGUUCAACGUGGUGAUCGACGUAUAAGUCAUCGUGCUAUGCAAGGUGCACUAAUGGUAUCUUUAUAUCGUGAACAACCAAGAUUUCAACAACCCUAUCAAAUAAUAUCAUUAUUAAUGGAUAUUGAUGCUCUAAUAACAAAAUGGCGAUAUGGUCAUCUUAUUCUUGUUCAACGACAAAUUGGAAAUAAACAAGGCACUGGAGGUUCCGCUGGUUAUAGUUAUUUGCGUUCGACAUGCAGUGAUCGAUACAAAGUAUUUAUUGAUUUAUUCAACAUCUCAGCGUUUUUAAUUCCACGUGGAUUUUUACCAAAAUUAUCGGAUGAAAUGAAGGUAAAAUUAUCCGUAGCAUCGGUAAUUGGAACACAAGAUACUUCUUCUACGAUGAUUAAUAAAAUAGUGAAUGGGGGUUCGAAUAAUGAUGACCACGAUGGUAUUGAUAAAAAAUCAAAUAGGAUGCCAAAUCAUGUGUUUAGUUCGAACAAAGAUUAG